Hyalella azteca is the source of this 1251-nucleotide messenger RNA. RefSeq lists its product as uncharacterized. NCBI's taxonomy places the organism in Eukaryota, Metazoa, Arthropoda, Malacostraca, Amphipoda, Hyalellidae. The coding region runs from base 1 to 819 and encodes 272 amino acids. The record is from RefSeq and is a predicted model, not a curated record. The transcript has 5 exons.
AUGAAGGUGUUGCUGUCGUUGUCGCUGCUGUGCCUGCUGGUGGUGGUCCUCACCAAGGGCCAAUCGCGAUACCUGAGCCAGACGUCCAGGAUGAAGGUGUUGCUGUCGUUGUCGCUGCUGUGCCUGCUGGUGGUGGUCCUCACCAAGGGCGCUCAUCAGACCUACCGCCUGCACUACCGGGGAGCCGCCCUCUGUGCCACCUUCACCAGGCGCAAGGCCUCGGUCAACAGCGUCAUCAGGGUGCGGGGGCCACCUCAGGGCCAUCCUGCCUCCUGUACUCCAGCUUCCCUCCGCCUCCACCACGGCCUCUCUGCGUUUUCUUACUGUGAGGGCGAGACUGUGGACUGCAUCCUGGCGGCAUCAAACUAUACUGUGGGGUCCAGGGCCACCUCAGGGCCAUCCUGCCUCCUGUACUCCAGCUUACCUCCGCCUCCACCACGGCCUCAGGGCACGAAGCAGUUCAAGCUGAGCUCAGGCACCACCAGCGAUGGAAGCGUGACGUCCCUCAGCGCCCAGAACCUCUGCGCGGCGGACGGCCUUCAGUUUGCAAUGAUCGAGACCGCCAAUGAACACAAGCAACUGCUUGCCCAAGUUGGGCCAGAGAUCAGAUCACGAUGCACUGUCUCAUGCUUGGCUUGGAUAUGGCUUGACUCAAAUUUACACUGGGUGGAUGGUAGUGUGCUGAACAAGUGCGAGGUUUCCGCCGACAGCCCUUCAGCGUCCGGCAGCUGUGCCGCUCAGGAAUGGGAGACAAUGGUGGUGUGGCAAAUGCCGUGCACUCUUCGACCUGUUCCCGUCAUCUGCCAAACUUACGUGUGAAUUAACCACGAAUAGUUGAUAGCGAUCAAUGGUGUACAGACUUUCAAAUUUACACCGAUUAGCAGUUGAACCGACUAUUCACUAAUUGUUUGAAGUAUUAAGCUUAUUACAAGCCAUUAGCUGGUGGACCUACAGGUUUUGAUAGAUGAAGCUACAAGUUAUUCUUAGCAUGCCACUCGCUUGACUGUCUCUCAUUUACUUUAUCACUCACAUUUAAUAUUCACCAGAAUGCUUAUGCGCCACUCAUAGUACGUAUAGUAUAGUGGUGUCGGCACUGAAUAAAUAGGCUUAGGCCUGCUGCAAAUUGUUGUACUUUUCGUAUUUUGUUCACAGGAGCUUUGAAGGCCUUGUUUUUUUUUGAAGGCAGUAGUCACUUUCGUCCGUGUGACGUCAGAAAGGCAAAAUAUAUUUAGCUACCUAAUUAACCAGGAA